Messenger RNA from Olea europaea var. sylvestris, 342 nucleotides. RefSeq names its product protein REVERSION-TO-ETHYLENE SENSITIVITY1-like. Lineage: Eukaryota; Viridiplantae; Streptophyta; Magnoliopsida; Lamiales; Oleaceae. The record is from RefSeq and is a predicted model, not a curated record. Gene Ontology annotation, biological process: response to ethylene; regulation of ethylene-activated signaling pathway. Gene Ontology annotation, cellular component: Golgi apparatus; endoplasmic reticulum. The transcript has 2 exons. The coding region runs from base 1 to 342 and encodes 113 amino acids.
AUGGAGCUUAAUCGUAAUUACGGAGUUGAAAACGAACUUACUGUUGGAAAUAUUCAACAUGAAUUUUGGCCAUUGGAUGAAAUAGAUCCAAAGAAAGCAAAGUUCCCUUGUUGCGUUAUUUGGACACCUCUACCUGUAGUAUCAUGGUUGGCACCUUUCAUUGGACAUGUUGGCAUAUGUCGGGAAGACGGUACCAUUAUAGAUUUUUCGGGAUCCAACCUUGUUAACAUUGAUGAUUUUGCAUUUGGUUCUGUUGCCAGAUACAUCCAACUGGACCGGAAGCAGGAAAAUGCUGAUGUGACUAAUAGAAAUGAUGACAUGGCAUGUAAAAUCUGUUAUUGA